AGCCCGCCCUUUUCCGUGGCUCGGUCGACUGGUCCGCGCGGUGGAACCCGGAGCUUCGAGGCCAUGGCACGCAGGAGCAGCUUCAGCCUACUCGCGCUGGUCGCGCUGGUGCUUUUCCUGGGCGCAUGUCGGAGCUUUGUGAACUUGGCGACAGCGCCGGCACCUCCGCGAGUGUCGUUGAGGGCCUCCAUUAUGGCGCAGGAGACCAAGAAGCCGAAAUCGAGACAACAGCAGCAGUUCAAGUUCCCCAGUCAGCUGGAGGGUCUCAGUGCCGAAGAGAUCAAGGCGCGAAAGGCACGGGCCUUGGACAUCUGGGAGUCGCUGAAGCCCGACGUGGAAGCCGAGAUGGAAAGGUACCAGACCUUCCGCGUGGACAAGUUUGAAGAGUUCAUGCGUGCGGAUAGUCGAGGGGUGGCUCUCUUCGAGCUCUACAAGCCGGGCACCCCGGAGUAUGCUGAGCUCUUCGAGGAGACGCUGGGGCCCUUCUUGCUGGACCUUGCGAAGGGCAAGCUGCAAGAAGGAGCGGCGCUCCACUGGGUGUCAUCCUUGUGGUGGGCAUCAUUGCGGCAGUCCUGGCGUACUUCGGCACGGACAUCAUCCAGGGCAUGACAAGCCCGUUCUCGGGCUUCGCAGAGCAGUUCGUGGAACUCUAUGGUUUCUGAGGUGAGCCGAUGAGCGGCGACGGCGCGAACCGCCACGGUGUCCGUGCCACUCUCACCGUGUCUCACCCACGAGCGGCUGCGGUGCUCGAGUGGAGAGGUGGUCAGACCACGUGCGAAGACAGAGCGGUAGACUCCAGGAGGACCCAAAAAGAAAGAACGCUUGGGUUUCUCCUGGCCAGCAAGUCGUUGACCCCGGCUCUCUUCUGCACUGAAGGAGUCCGAGUGACAUCUCCGGAACACCGUUGAAAACGCCGCACGUGCCGCAAGAGCUAAGCGCCAUUUUCGUUCAGCGACCUGACAAGAGCUAUAGGCCCUUUUUUUGGAGGCC
Messenger RNA from Durusdinium trenchii, 990 nucleotides. The record is from the annotation of a GenBank genome assembly. Lineage: Eukaryota; Dinophyceae; Suessiales; Symbiodiniaceae.